AUGUCAAUGUUGUCACCAGAAACUCACGCGCAAUCCCCUAAAAGAUUCGCAUGUGAUAGGUGCAGGGCACACAAAUUACGAUGUCCUCGUGAGGACCAGACAGGCCAGUCCUGUGCGCGGUGCCUGCGCGCCGGUGCCUCGUGUAUUACAAGCAAUCUGCGCCCUCUCGGACGGCCUGCACGGAAGAUUACCCCGGGAAACAGCCAUGGACGGGAACGACGCCCACGCAAGCCUGUAAGAUGCCAAAGCGGUACCGCUGACGAUGAAAUCGACAUAUUAUAUGAUAUAGAUCCCACCCAAAAUUUAAGCAAUCCAUUCGGCGCCGAGAAACAUCACGGAAUCAGGAGACCUGAUGUCCCUUCGGAGGGGCCAGGAGCUUUCGACGCAAAUGGUCCCGCAUUUUUUGGCCUUGAUCCGGCAAUUCUCUUGGGCCUCUCGGGGGUCAGCGAUGAUUUCCUGGGGGUCGGGCUGUCGAAUGGUCAGAGCCCCUUCGGGAUUCCCUCGCUGAAUGGCACGCAUAUCCCAGGCCCAAGCGAUGUGGAGAGCGCGUAUGCCGACACCAGCCAUAGAUCGAGUAGUCAAAGUCAGUAUUUCAGGGAUGAAUCCAGCCAAAGACUGGAUUCCGACUCCCUGAGAGCUGCAGAUCCUUCCAAGCAGCCACGGAAGACAAUGAGCAGCGCUGAUGCCGUUCAGAGGCUGUCUGUCCUGAUUCAGUCGCUGAGCAAUCAACUGGACCGACUAAAGAAAGCACCUUGGAGUGUCACCUUGGUCAAUAUCGUGUGUGCCAACCAGAGCCAGGAGGCAGCCAAUUCGAACUCCCUCGGAGAGGUCCUUCAAAGCACCUCCGAGUUUGUGCAAGUCCUCCAAACCAUCGCUUUCAAGACCUCUGCAGACCAGCUGGGGUCUGGGUUUCAGUCACCAAACUCGGAUCCCACCACGCUGUCAUCAUCGGGGUCUGACAUGUACUGCUCUCGCGUGGCAGCGAAUCUGAACAACGCCGUGCAGCCGCUUCAUAUCAGCUCUUCGCCCUUUGGCCAACUGCACACUCCAGAAUUAAGGAUCCCCCCGCCCUCCGACCAUUCCAAACCGGAUAUCUCGACCGCUCUAGUGAUCCUGACCUGCUACAUUCAGAUUAUCCAGAUCUAUAACAUUUUCUUUUUGCGCCUUGGAGGAUUUCCCGUGCAGUACGGGAAUCUGCAGAUCAAGAUUCUCGUCCAAGUGAUCAUGCAUCUUCUGUCUCGCAUCGAGCGCUUGCUGGGAACAUCCGCGGAGUUCCGUCUUGACCCUGCCAGCGGUUCCAAUGAUGGUCUCCUCAGUAGUUCGGAGUUUACCGCGCUGGUGCGGAUGGUGAUGAGUCAAAAGGAUGACAAGGAGAGUGAAGGGAUGGGUGUUGGGUAUAUUUUCUCGCUCAGGAAGAAUAUGAAAAAGAUCCAGCAGAUGUUAGAACUGAACCCUAUUUCAUAG
This is a messenger RNA of Penicillium arizonense, 1464 nucleotides long. Its product is annotated as Zn(II)2Cys6 transcription factor domain-containing protein. Lineage: Eukaryota; Fungi; Ascomycota; Eurotiomycetes; Eurotiales; Aspergillaceae. Bases 1 to 1464 code for a protein of 487 amino acids. Gene Ontology annotation, biological process: regulation of DNA-templated transcription. Gene Ontology annotation, molecular function: DNA-binding transcription factor activity, RNA polymerase II-specific; zinc ion binding. The transcript has 2 exons. The record is from RefSeq and is a predicted model, not a curated record.